AUGGAGAAUUCCGAGCCAGAGUCAAAGAGAUCCGGAGUGACCCGUUUGAAAUGUGGGGCCUUCAUCCUCGGAAUCCGACUCAAUCACGCAAUUAGCAACUCCCUCGGCCUGAAACAAUUCCUAGAGGCAGCUACGGAACUCGCACGAGGCGCUGGUGCGCCGUCUCAGCUGCCAGUUUGGCGGAGAGAGAUCCUUAAGGCGCGAGACCCGCCGCGGGUGACGUGCACGCACCCUGAGUUCGAGGACACCGUCGACGCUGGAAGUGCGGUCGCAAUGUCAGACCCCACCAACAUGGCGCACGGGUCAUUCUUUUUCGGCCCGUGGGAAGUGGCGUCGAUCAAGCAACACCUCCCUCACCACCUAGUCCCGAAAUGCUCCACGUUCGAGCUACUCACGGCGUGUCUAUGGAAGUGCCGCACGAUCGCGCUUGAAGUCGAGCCGGACAACGUCGUCCGCCUCUCGUGCGUGAUCAAUGCACGAGGCCUCGAUGUGCCUCGUGGUUAUUAUGGGAGCACGUCGGUGAAGGCAACUGUACUUUCAAAGGCGGGCCAUCUGUGUACUAGUCCGCUGGGGUACGCAGUCGAGUUAGUGAGGAAGGCCAAGGAGAAGGUAAGUGAAGAAUACAUAAGGUUCUCUAUCGAUGCGUCGGUAGUCAAGGGAGGACCAAAGCACACAACCAUUUGGGACUACGUGGUCGCCGACACAACCAAGGUUGGGUUCGAAGCGGUUGAUUUCGAAUGGGGGAAGCCCGUGUACGCCAGUGUCGCUGGUGCAAUUCCUUUGACAAUCAUCUAUGUGAAAUACAAACUGAGAGUGUGA
Molecule: messenger RNA, 819 nt
Organism: Eucalyptus grandis
Lineage: Eukaryota; Viridiplantae; Streptophyta; Magnoliopsida; Myrtales; Myrtaceae
Product: alcohol acyl transferase 1 allele GSd
Exons: 2
Coding region: 1-819 (272 amino acids)
Source: RefSeq, a predicted model, not a curated record